Amphiprion ocellaris (clown anemonefish) is the source of this 630-nucleotide messenger RNA. It is a transcript of the gene acyp1, whose product is annotated as acylphosphatase 1, erythrocyte (common) type. Bases 23 to 448 code for a protein of 141 amino acids. The record is from RefSeq and is a predicted model, not a curated record. Gene Ontology annotation, molecular function: acylphosphatase activity. The transcript has 3 exons. Lineage: Eukaryota; Metazoa; Chordata; Actinopteri; Pomacentridae.
ACACUUGUUGCCUAGAAACCAGAUGUCUGAGCUGUUCUCUGAUUGGUCCGUUAGACAUCACUUCCUGAAGCGGAGCCCCGUAUGUUUCAAAUCGAGAUCUUUCGGAGCUGCAUGGUCGAUUCACGGCUUCGUAACAAUAUUCAGGUACACUAUGUCUGAUGAAGACUUAAUUUCAGUGGAUUAUGAAGUUUUUGGCAGAGUGCAAGGUGUAUUUUUUCGGAAAUACACUCAAGCAGAAGGAAAGAAACUUGGCCUGGUUGGCUGGGUCCAAAACACCGGAGCAGGAACUGUUCAGGGGCAGCUACAAGGCCCACGCAGCAAGGUGGAACAAAUGCAAGAAUGGCUGAAAUCCACGGGGAGCCCAAAAUCGCACAUAACCAAGGCGGAGUUCAACAAUGAAAAAACAGUUGACAGCCUAGAACACUCAUCUUUUAACAUAGUGAAAUGAAUUAGUGAAUAGACUGCGCUUGUAAUACUAACUUGGGAGCAGAUGUUUGUUUAUUUAUUUUUUUAUUGGUUGGAUUUCAGCACUUAUAAUGAAUGAAAAAGUUGUGUACUGUAAAAGCUGGGUCUCCGUAACAUCCACAGACUGUGUGAUAACUCUAAUAAAUGAAAAAUUCCUUCUACCGA